This is a messenger RNA of Microstroma glucosiphilum, 1872 nucleotides long. RefSeq names its product putative UDP-N-acetylglucosamine pyrophosphorylase. The transcript is spliced from 2 exons. Gene Ontology annotation, biological process: UDP-N-acetylglucosamine biosynthetic process. The record is from RefSeq and is a predicted model, not a curated record. Lineage: Eukaryota; Fungi; Basidiomycota; Exobasidiomycetes; Microstromatales; Microstromataceae. Bases 71 to 1522 code for a protein of 483 amino acids. Gene Ontology annotation, molecular function: UDP-N-acetylglucosamine diphosphorylase activity.
GUAAGGUUUUGCUCCCCGCCCUCGUGUUGACUUCUUCCUUCUUGCCCUUCCAUCAACACUGUAACUCAUCAUGGCAUCCUCAUCGCCCAUCGACAUAGAAGCCCUCCGCUCGCGGUAUACCGCGGCGGGUCAGGAGCACCUCUUCACCUUCUGGGACGACCUUUCCGCCUCGGAGCAGAGCUCUCUGGCGCACCAACUCUCUGCUUUAGACGUGGAGCGGGUGAACCAAGUCUACGCCAAGGCCCUUGAGGGAGAGAAGGAGGCUGCUCAGCUCGCUGAACAGAAGACUGAGCUGGGUCCUCCUCCCGCCAAGGCUACUGUGCAGACAUCCGGGGAACCACAGAAGGAGGAACACUAUGCCCGUAUUGGAAUGGAGGCCAUUGGCAAGGGACAGGUAGGAGUGCUGCUCAUGGCGGGUGGACAGGGCACACGUUUGGGCUCCUCGGCGCCCAAGGGAUGCUACGAUAUUGGACUGCCGUCGCACAAGUCAUUGUUCCAGCUGCAGGCGGAGAGAAUUGCUCGGUUGCAGUCGCUGGCGGGAGGAGUGAUCACCUGGUUCAUCAUGACUAGCGGGCCAACAAGGAAACCUACGCACGACUUCUUCAAGGAGAACAAGUACUUCGGCCUUGAUGAGGCAAACGUCAUCUUCUUUGAGCAGGGUACUCUGCCUUGCCUGACAAUGGAGGGUAAGAUCAUGCUCGACUCAAAGUCCCGCAUCGCCACGGCUCCUGACGGCAACGGCGGCCUGUACAAAGCGCUCACCACACCUCUCGACGGUUCCACUCCUACAACGGUGACCUCGGAGCUGGAGAAGCGAGGCAUCAAGUACAUCCACUGCUACGGUGUUGACAACUGCCUUGUCAAGGUAGGCGACCCUGUCUUCCUCGGCAUCAACAUCGAGCGCGGUCUCGAGGCGGGGGUGAAGACGGUCAUCAAGACCGACCCCAAGGAGUCGGUCGGAGUCGUGGCCAUGAAAAAUGGCAAGUGGAAUGUCAUCGAGUACUCUGAGAUCCCGCAAGAGCUGGCGGAAGCUCGGGAUGACGGUGGACAACUCCUGUUCAGGGCAGCCAACAUCGUCAACCACUUCUACACCACCGACUUCCUCUCAAGGCGAGUGCCGGACUUUGAGUCCUCCAUGGCCUUCCACAUUGCCCGCAAGAAAAUCCCUACCGUGGAUCUGUCCAGCGGGGCCGUAGUGAAGCCUUCUACGCCCAAUGGUAUGAAGCUCGAACUCUUCAUCUUCGACGUCUUCCCCUUUUGCGAGGAUCUCGUCGUGCACGAAGUGCUGCGCCCCAAGGAGUUCUCGCCGCUCAAGAACGCCCCAAAUACUGGCGUAGACGACCCGCAGACAAGCAGACGAGACCUGCUGAACCUGCAUCGGGGCUGGCUCGAGGCCGCUGGCGCUACAUUGGCCGAGGGUGUCGAGGUAGAAGUGAGCCCACUGGUCAGCUAUGCUGGUGAAGGACUGGAGAAGGUCCAGGGCAGGAAGUUCGAGUCCUCUACUCAGCUCACCUCCUUGUAGAGCCUCCCAUACUGUUCUCACAAUUGGUCCGAAGCAAAUAGAAUGACAUUGUAAAGAGCGCGGCAACCGUAUGAAAACAUUGUGAUGAGACCCACAUCCGAGAGGUAUGAAGAGAUUGAAAAUGCUAUGGUAUCUUGAUGUGGGAUGAAACGGAAUCUAUGCUUGCUGACCUUAGCUCUCGAAGUACCUGCCUUCGACCGCCCCUCUCGUCUGCCUUAUGUCUUGGAAUGUCACCGAGCGUAAACUCUUCCCCAAUCUGUAUCGUCCUCGUCCUCAUCGUUGUCCAGAGCUGCUCGCCGCCGCUCGUCUUCCCGUCGCCACUCAGACGCUGCCGCCUCGUCCUCGUCCUC